ACCACAGAUCUUCCUGCAGAGGACAGGACAGCUAACCAGAAUGUGACUUGCUGAGCGAUCCAUUGCCAACAGUUUUGGGGCAGUAGUGGAUGGGGCAGCACAGCCACAGCAAAUCCCCAACAGAAACAAUUGAGGAGCAUGUUUAGGUGUGUGCCAUGUGGAGGAAAUUGGGGAGAUAAAGAACAAAGGCAGAUUAUAAGAUUCACAUAUUUUUAAUACUCACUGGAAAAAUGUCUUCAUGUAGUGAUAUGAAAAAGGAAAUGGUACAGUGAUAUAGAAGAUUGUAGAUGAAGUAUAUGGGAAAAAAAAAAUAGUAACAGUGCAACACAGAAAAAGAAGCAAAAAUAAAGGACAAAAGAAUACAAAGUGAUAGAAGCCACAGGAAAACGUCCUUGACUCCUUGGUGCCAAAGGAAGCAUCAUGGCUCCUGCUAAUAUUGGUCCCCUGAAGAAUAUGCUACAAAACACUAUUGAUAAUCUUCUGUUAGCAGAGAAAGAAAUUGAAGGAAAAGUUGGACACCAUGCAGAUGAGGGAUUUCAUCUUGGUAAAUUUUGGACUGACAUCAAUACAGUAGCAAAAAAGCUUUCCUUUGACUGCACAAAAAUUUGUAUUUGUUUUGGGAAGUCUCCUGUUCCCACACCCAGUGAAACUUCAAGUCUCCUGACUUGUGUGGAACAAGCUGUGCUGUCUUUAGUCUCUGUGUUUCACAAGCUUCCUCUCACUCUGGGGAUCACCCUUCACACCCAUGUCCAGUAUGAAGUUGUGAAAGCAGUCCAAGCAGUUAAGAAUCUUUUGAAAGUUAUCAAAGAUGAAGGAGCAGAAGCAGUAUGUCGGUAUUCAACUGGUGUAGUUUGGGAAGGAUGUCAGUACCUAGAAAAUGCUUGCCUGGAUAACAAGUCAGCUGUUCUGUUGGGAAUGAAAUCACACAACAGCAUGGUAGCAGAUGCCUUCAGAGAGAUUUCAGAGGCAUUGGAAGGGGAUGGAUGUGGGUGGAACUGUCUGAUUGAUGGAAUUGAGGAGAUAGAAGACACUGACAAGUGGACAGAUGAAGACAAAGAUCUCAUUGGUCCUUCAGUCAACCUCAUCAAAGCAGCAAAAAUUCUGUAUAAACGCUUGAUGGCUGCCAUUGAGAAGAAUGGUUUGUGCAAUUCUGUUGAUGUGGUUAAGGAGCUUGACCAGCUGUAUGAAGAGUGUGGCUUGAUUAGCAGCCAAGUGGAUGUGUUGGUACAAGAUCUCUACCCUCCACUCUCUGUGUCGAGCAUGGAGGAACAGUCACACCACCUGGCCAACAGACUUCAUGCAGUUCUCAAGACUUGUGUCCAGAGUCAUGUCAUAGGGGAAACUGAACAAUCUCACAUAGAAUUCAUCCAGAAGGCUAUUGAUCAUAAUUUGGAUUGCAUGGGGGAAAAACUAAGCAAAAGAUAAAGUAGUUUUUCAUUAGCUGGAAACAUACAUGCAUCCUGAGAAUUUCUGCUGCUCACUGACAGUUAAGGGUGAAAGAGCUUGGUUGUAGGGAGAAGAAAAUCUCUCUCUCUCUCUCUCUCUCUCUCUCUCUCUCUCUCUCUCUCUCUCUCUCUCUCUCUCUCUCUCUCUCUCUCUCUCUCUCUCUCUCUCUCUCUCUCUCUCUCUCUCUCUCUCUCUCUCAUUUUAUUUCUUGUAUCCUUAAUAAGUUAAUAAAAUUGCCUUAAAUAGAAAAAAAAAAAGAUAGCUUGCAUAAACUAUACAAGAUGUCCCACAUUUGGACUUAUGCCUGGAUUAAAAAAAAAAAAAAAAUCUUUCUUUAACACAAAAACUGUAAACCUAGUUCCUGUCCAGCUAGUCAUAUGGAACAGGUACAUAUUGUGCAUCAAUAGCUUAAUAUUGAUAAUAUGAGUAUCAUAAUAAAAGACUGAAAAUAGC
Molecule: messenger RNA, 1899 nt
Organism: Scylla paramamosain (green mud crab)
Lineage: Eukaryota; Metazoa; Arthropoda; Malacostraca; Decapoda; Portunidae
Product: cyclin-D1-binding protein 1 homolog
Exons: 9
Coding region: 421-1425 (334 amino acids)
Biological process (GO): regulation of cell cycle
Cellular component (GO): nucleus
Source: RefSeq, a predicted model, not a curated record